Messenger RNA from Letharia lupina, 363 nucleotides. RefSeq lists its product as uncharacterized. The transcript is spliced from 2 exons. Gene Ontology annotation, cellular component: mitochondrial outer membrane. Gene Ontology annotation, biological process: mitochondrial outer membrane translocase complex assembly; protein insertion into mitochondrial outer membrane. The coding region runs from base 1 to 363 and encodes 120 amino acids. Lineage: Eukaryota; Fungi; Ascomycota; Lecanoromycetes; Lecanorales; Parmeliaceae. The record is from RefSeq and is a predicted model, not a curated record.
AUGUCAUCAACCUCCUCCUCCUCCCAAUACAUCUACCCCCCCAGCCCCUUCCCCCCUCCCUCCCCCUCCCCCUCCUCCGACCUCGACUCCCUCCCCGACUCCGCCCCCAGCGACGACACAACCUCGACCUCCGACGACGAAGGAGAAUCCGACGCGGAGAAGGAAUGGAAGGAGUCGCUGCAGCAACUCGAGCUCAUCCUGACCAUGGUGCUCGUGCCGUACGCCGGCAAGUAUUUCGGCAGGAAGUGCGCUUAUUGGGGCUGGGCGAAAUUCAUGCAGUGGAAGUACCCCGUCGAGGUCGUCUUCACGAGCAAGAAGACCUUCAAGGCCGCGGGGGCCGUCGAAGCUGCCGCUUCGUUGUGA